UAGAUAGAUAGAUAGAUAGUGUUUUACAGUAGUGGAAAACUUCUUCAAAUAUUAGAUGAGGGGAAAAACAGAGUUUACAGUUUCCUGCGCUGCGCAUGUGGUCACAUGGAGAGAACACACACACACACACUCACACACACACACACGCACACACACACACCCCUCGCGCCCCUGUGCUCGGGAAGCGCGCGUGCGGAGCGGCCGGUCAGUGAGUGUGAGUGGUGAAACCAUGCGCUCUCUCGCGCUGUGUCUGUCGCUCGCGCUCCUGUGCGCUUUUCUCCGCUGCACCGCCUCCGAGUUCUCCUCCUCCUCCAAAUCCGACCUGGAGUACGAGUUCGGGGAUUACCGGGGCAAAUGGUGCAUCGACGAUCACGGCUUCGUGUAUAACAUCGGCGAGGUUUAUUACCCGGGGCGCGCCGCGUGCCCGUGCACCUGCACGGAGGACGGACCGGUGUGCGUGCGGCCCAAGUGCCCGCGCAUACACCCGCGCUGCACGCGCAUCAAGUACAAGUCCUGCUGUCCGGUGUGUGAGGCCAUCAGCAAGGUGUGUGUGUACGGAGGCAAAACAUACCGGCUGUUCGAGGAGUUCAGGAUAUCUCGGUGUGAGCGGUGUCGCUGUGAGGCCAGUGGUGAAGUGUACUGCAGUAUAUCGGACUGUCCGGCUCUGCACUGUGUAAACCCUGUAUACGAACCCAAGCACUGCUGCCCUGUGUGUAAGAGCGGUCCAAACUGCUUUGCGGGGAAUCGCAUCAUUCCGGCUGGAGAGCGAGUGGAGGUGGACGAAUGGACUGUCUGUUUCUGUACCUACAAAGACGGAACCUGGCAAACGCACCCUCACGCCACGUGUGAACAGCGCCAGCAGCCAGACGAAGACGUGUUCAAGCAGAUGGAGGAGCAGGAGAUGGAGAGAGAGAGGGAGAGAGAGAGGCAGAGAGAGAGAGAGCGCUUGCCCAGGUUGGAUGCUAUCCCAUGAUGGCUUGAGAAUCCACAGCCUGAAGAAACACAACCUGCGCAGUACUGAGUGCCAGUGCUGACCUCUUCCACCCCCUCCAGACCCAAGACAUCCAGGCUAAAACACUUCACUCACUGCAUUCUGGGAUACGUCUUACAUUUACACUCCCAGGAAACAUGGUGUGACAUGCUAAAAAUGUUUUCAUGAAUCCAAACAUCCAGAAAAGUUGAAAUAAAAUAUGUCAUAAAAGUCAGAUGAAUGCCAGAUGAACCCACUGAUCAGAUUCAUGUGAGACAUGUCCAAGUGUGUGACCUAAUAUACUCUUCACUCGCUAGUUAGCUUUCACUCGCUAGUUAGCUUUCACUCACUAGGUCUGUCAGACUCGAAGUGACUGCUCAAGUGACUGGUGUAGGUGAAGAUUAGCCCCGCCCACUUUACAAUUAAAAGGUUAGCAACUAUAGUGAAGAACAUGUGGACACUGGAAAGUCGUUGUACUGUGUGAGAGAGAAACGUAUCCUACAUUACGAAAAGCCCCUUACAUUUGAUAAAUUGGAAGUUCAUUUACUAAAAAGUAUAAAUAAAAAUAACACUUUAUUACUCAA
Molecule: messenger RNA, 1554 nt
Organism: Pangasianodon hypophthalmus (striped catfish)
Lineage: Eukaryota; Metazoa; Chordata; Actinopteri; Siluriformes; Pangasiidae
Product: von Willebrand factor C domain-containing protein 2-like
Exons: 3
Coding region: 56-973 (305 amino acids)
Biological process (GO): negative regulation of BMP signaling pathway
Cellular component (GO): AMPA glutamate receptor complex
Molecular function (GO): protein binding
Source: RefSeq, a predicted model, not a curated record